AUAUACAAAUAAAAAUAAAUUUAAAAAACCAGCCCAAAUGGCCGCUAAACGUGUGUGCUUAAAUACUACAUAAACAACAAACAACAAACUCCAACCAAACACAAACUACUGUGAAAUAAUACAAAUAUAAAUAAAAAUUAUAUUAAAAAAAGCGUAAGCAGAGAAAAAAAAGCAUUCCAAUGUUGUCCUGUUUGGCGCCAUCGUCUACACGUUGUUUUGGCCAAGAGGAUAACAUAAUAAUACAGCAGAGUAUGCCAUCUUCUACAGCCUUCUCCAUGCAGUUUCCCUCUUUGGCGUCCAGUUUACACCAUCAUCAAACCACAACACACAACAACAGCCAGGCGAGCAAUGUGGCAGCAGCCAGUACGGAGCAUGUGGCACAUGCAACCAGUGCCGCCACAGCGAAUGCGGCCGAUGAGUGUCUGGUCAAAUGCCCCCAAUGCCACAAGCGCUUCAACGAGUUUCAGUCCUUUAGCGAGCACAUUGCCAGCGAGCAUCCGCUGGACAAGCUGAACUAUGAGCAGCCGCAUCCAGGCGCAGCUCAGCCCGACAGCGAGCCCGAGGCGGAGCCCGAGGAGGAGGAGGAGGACGAGGAGGAGGAGCACAGCAAUCUAAGCAGCAGCAGCAAUCCUCGCUAUGCCAAAUCCCCAAGCAACAACAACAAUAACAACAACAACAACAGUCACAAUAACAACAUCAACAUCAACAAUAAUAAUAAUAAUAAUAGUGAAACGGCAAAGAAUCAAAAUAAACGCAUUUCACAUUCACCUGCCUCGUUGGGUUCCCCCGUUGCCCCCGCCACGCCCAGUGAUCUGUUCGCCCAUCUGCCGCAUCCUGCCGCCCAUUUGCAAUUUGUGGCAGCCGCUGCGAUGGCCAUGCAAUCGGCACGCUCAGCCAACUCACCCAACAACCAGCAGCAACAGUUGCACCAACAUCAACAUCAACAGCAGCAUCAGCAGCAGCAGCAGCAGCAACAGAAGCCGAGCAGCAACAGCAGCAGCAUCGGCAGCAAUUCCGCCUACGAUCUGGAUUUGAGUGCCCAUCGUUCCACCUCCAGUCCGGGCUCCACGGCUGGCGGAGAUCUCCCAGCUGCUGGCUUCCCCUGCAUGCAGUGCACAGCCACCUUCCACAGUCGCGAGCAACUCGAGCAACACCAGCUGCUGCACUCGCCGACGCGGCAGCACACAAUCGCCCAGAACGUCAAACAGACCUGCAAAAUCUGCCACAAGACAUUCGCGAAUGUGUAUCGCCUGCAGCGGCACAUGAUUAGCCACGAUGAGUCCGCGCUGCUGCGCAAGUUCAAGUGCAAUCAGUGCGAGAAGGCGUUCAAGUUCAAGCACCACCUGAAGGAGCACGUGCGCAUCCAUUCCGGCGAGAAGCCCUUCAGCUGCGACAACUGCGGCAAGCGGUUCUCGCACUCGGGCAGCUUCUCCUCGCACAUGACCUCCAAGAAGUGCAUCAGCAUGUGCCUCAAACUCAAUAACAAUCGCCAGCUGCUCAAAACGCUGGACAAGAAUGCCGAGCAACUGCCUCCGGUGAAGCGUUCGGCCUGCAAACAGUUGGUGGAACCAGUUCUCCCAAAUCUGCCCAUGAAUUAUUUUGCUGGCGAUUCACAAUCAUCACCAGUCGGAGUCGGAGUUGGAGUUGGAGUUGCUGGUGGUGCUGCAGCUGCAGCUGCGCCUCCUCCUCCCUUUUAUCCCAAUUACAGCGCAAUGAAUGCGGCUCUGUUGGCAUUUCCCAAUGCUUUUAUGGCGGCUGCUUUGGAUCCACGCAUUCAUCCCUACAGCAUACAGAGAUUGCUGGAGCUAACAGCGGCAGGACAACAGCAGCAGCAACAGCAACAGAGGGAGCAGGAGGAGCAGCACAGGGAGCAGCAGGACAAACAGGAUGAUUAUGCAGAGGAGCCCAAGCUGGUCAUGGAUCUGGAACAGGAUGCAGAGCACCUAAACAGCGCAGCAGCAGGAGGAGGAGCAGGAGCAGAAACGAGGACAGCUGUCAAAAUGGAGAUGAGUCGCGAGACAACGCCACAGCCCGUCGAAGCACUCACAGCCAUCAAGCAGGAGCGGGAACAGGAACAGGAGCAGGAGGAGCAAAUGGAGCUGGACAUGCAGAUGGAUCUGGAGAAGGAACAGCAGGAACAGGAGCAGCAACAGCAGCAGCAAUCCUCCCCCCAGUCAAGCACGGAACUGCGCUGCAGUCGCUGUGCCAAACAAUUCAAUCAUCCCACCGAGCUGGUGCAGCACGAGAAAGUGCUCUGUGGCCUGAUCAAGCAGGAGCUGCAACAGCAACAGCAACACUAUCAACAACAGCAGCAACAACAUCAGCAGCAACAGCAGCAGCAGCAGCAAGCUCCUCGCUCCGUUUCCGACUUCGAUGACGAUGAGGAUGUGGAGGAGCUGCUGGAGGAGCCACGCCACGCGGACUACGCCGCCGGCAGCAGUGAUAGCAAUGAGCGCAAGGUGCGCGUCCGCACCGCCAUCAACGAGGAGCAGCAGCAGCAGCUGAAGCAGCACUAUGCCCACAAUCCGCGACCAAGUCGCGACGAGUUCCGCCGGAUUGCAGCGCAUCUCCAGCUGGAUGCGAGGGUUGUCCAGGUGUGGUUCCAAAACAAUCGUUCGCGGGAACGCAAGCUGCAGAGCUAUACAGGUGGCGGGGCUGGCAACACUGAGACAGCAUUGCUUGCCAGCUCUGCUGCACUGCCUCCGACACGUGGCGAGGAUCAGCCGCUGGAUUUGUCGCUGAAGCGGGAUGCAACGCCGCCUCAGUCGCAGCUGCAGCUGCCACCGGAUUACAGCGAGGCCAGCAUGGCCAUCAAUCUGAGUCGCCGCCAGUUGUCCAGCUCGACGGCGUCUGCCAUGUCGCCGGCAUCUCUCGCGGCGGCGGCGGCGGCCACUCUCUACUUUGCCCCACCCUCACCGACGGCGGGCCCCUUGCACAGUGCCACGCCCCCUUUGGGGGCACAGCGUGGCGCACCCUUUGCCGGCCUGCCGCCCUUUCCCAUGAUGGCCCGCCUGCCCAUGGAGGCGCUCUUCCAGAUGCGUCCGGGCGGUGAAUACGCACCCAAUCCACUGAUGAACAGUAUUAAAUUGCCGGAUUACCAUCGCGGCACCAGCCUCAGUCCGGGCGGAUCCGAGAAGCGCUCGUGGCGCGACGACGACUCGCGCAUCUCCCACGAGGACGACUAUGUCCUGGCCACGGGUGGUCUGCUGGCGCCGAAGCCGCGGCGUGCCAAGGCCGAGACUCAUGGCCAUGCCGGGGACCCCGAUCUGCCCUUUGUGUGUGAUCAGUGCGACAAGGCGUUCGCCAAGCAGAGCUCCUUGGCCAGGCACAAAUACGAGCAUUCCGGUCAGCGACCGUAUCAGUGCAUGGAUUGCCCGAAGGCGUUCAAGCACAAGCACCACUUGACGGAGCACAAGCGAUUGCAUUCCGGCGAGAAGCCGUUCCAGUGUUCCAAGUGCCUGAAGCGGUUCUCGCACUCGGGGAGCUACAGCCAGCACAUGAACCACCGCUACUCCUACUGCAAGCCGUACAGGGAAUAGGUAAGCGACGCCUCAGUGCCGCCCACCUGCGUAGCCAGUGUCGCCCCGACGCCGCACGGCCAACGUGCUCAGCGUCGCGCAGCCAGCCAGGCCAGAGCCAACAGCAGCAGCCACAAUCACAACAACCACCCCAGCAACAGCAACAAUAGUUAUCCACAUCAGUUGGCUGCGAUGGCGGCAUUUCAGCAACACCAGCACCACCAGCAACAGCAGCAACAGCAGCAGCAGCAGCAACAGCAACGCUUCCAGCAACGUUUGCCCUGCUGGCCAACGCCAGUUGCUGGUGCCAGCAACAGCAACAGCAGCAGCAGCAAUAUGUUGCCGCCACCACACAGCAAUAGUACAGUGCCUAAGCAAACCACACAACAACAACAACAACAACACCCACAACCAGCAACAGGAGCAGUUGGAGUUGCAGUUGGUGCACCACCACCUCUGCUGUCUGCUGCAGCGCCGCCUGGUUUCUUUGCCAGUCCGCUGCAUCAUCAUGCAGCAAUGAUGGCACCACCACAUCCGCAUCCACAUCCGCAUUCGCAUCCACAUUCGCAUCCACAUUCGCAUCCGCAUCCGCAUCCACCGUCCUUCAAUUUCUUCAAUGCCAAAAUGUAUGCGAGCCAAACAACUAACAUAAGUCUAAACUAGCUACAGUGAACUAACGCUAACGCUAACGGUGCACUUAAAUGCUGUACUUAAGAAAACCAAAAACAAAAACAAAAAACA
Messenger RNA from Drosophila grimshawi, 4259 nucleotides. RefSeq names its product zinc finger protein 1 (gene zfh1). Lineage: Eukaryota; Metazoa; Arthropoda; Insecta; Diptera; Drosophilidae. The transcript has 6 exons. Gene Ontology annotation, molecular function: DNA-binding transcription factor activity, RNA polymerase II-specific; RNA polymerase II cis-regulatory region sequence-specific DNA binding. Gene Ontology annotation, biological process: anatomical structure development; regulation of transcription by RNA polymerase II. The record is from RefSeq and is a predicted model, not a curated record.